AUGCGUGUUUCUCUCUUUACCGCCGCCCUCGCGGCUACUCCCAUUCUCGCCUACCCGGGCAUGAAGAGCACCCUCUCCGAAAUCCGUGCUCGUGCCGACCAAGAUGGAAACGGCGCCGAUGAGGGUGACUCCAACGAGCUCCUUGGCGACCUCGCCACUCUCGACGACUCGAAGCUCACCACUGUCGGCAAGAGCGUCAAGCAACUCCUCACCGGCUUUGACAAUCCGGAGAGCGACGAUGCCUACUCCACCUCCGCUCGCGGCGGGAACCUCGCCGCCAAGGGCUCCGCAGCUUGCGCCGCUGACACAUGCUGCAUUUGGAAGUACAUCGCCAACGAUCUUCAAGCCGUCUACAAGGGAAAGUCUGGUCGUUGCACCGAUUUCGCCCGCGCCGCUAUCCGUCUAGGAUUCCACGAUGCUGGUGGUUGGUCCAAGACCACCGGCACCCUCGGUGGCGCUGAUGGAUCUAUCAUCCUCGCUCCCGAGGAGAUGACUCGUGGAGAGAACAACGGUCUCCAGGAGAUUGUUGCACAGACUCAGGUCUGGUACAACCAGUACAAGCAGUAUGGCAUCGGUAUGGCCGAUCUUAUUCAGUUCUCUGCCAGCGUGGCCACUGUUGUCUGCCCUCUUGGACCUCGUAUUCGCACUUUCGUCGGUCGCAAAGACUCCACUGCCCCAUGCCCCAACAACCUUCUUCCUCCUGUAACCGGCUCCGCCGACUUCUUGAUCCAGCUCUUUGAGAACAAGACCAUCAAGCCCCACGGUCUCACUGCCCUCAUUGGCGCCCACACCACCAGCCAGCAGCGCUUCGUCGACCCCAGCCGCGCCGGCGACCCGCAGGACAGCUCCCCUGGUGUCUGGGACGUCAAAUUCUACAAGGAGACUCUCGGCUCUGCUCCCGCUCGUGUCUUCAAGUUCGCUAGCGACGUUGUGCUUUCCACGGACCCUCGUAUCAGCGCUGAGUUCCAAGCCUUUGCCGGCCAGGGCGGACAGUCCCACUGGAACGAAGACUACGCCCGAGAGUACAUUCGUCUUUCUCUCCUUGGCGUUUACAAUAUCAACGACCUGACUGAGUGCACCAAGGCUUUGCCUGCUCGCACCGGUAACACUUUCAAUGCUCCUGACCAGGCUGCCCUUGACAAGUGGCUUGCUACCAAGGAUCGGGUUGCCAAGAUUGCUGACGAACUACGGAACGGUGGCAACAUCAGCAGUCUCAUCAGCUCCGUGAUGGGAUGGUUGAAGGGUAUCUUCGGUCUCAGAUACUAG
This is a messenger RNA of Colletotrichum spaethianum, 1266 nucleotides long. Its product is annotated as versatile peroxidase VPL2. Gene Ontology annotation, molecular function: heme binding; peroxidase activity. The transcript is spliced from 2 exons. Lineage: Eukaryota; Fungi; Ascomycota; Sordariomycetes; Glomerellales; Glomerellaceae. The record is from RefSeq and is a predicted model, not a curated record. Gene Ontology annotation, biological process: response to reactive oxygen species; cellular response to oxidative stress; hydrogen peroxide catabolic process. The coding region runs from base 1 to 1266 and encodes 421 amino acids.